AUGACGACCAAACUUUCCCGCCUGGCCCUUUUGGCUCCAGGAAUCGCAAACGCUGCAGCUUUUGCGAAAAUACCAGAACCAACACCUUUUGUCCCAUUCAAUACUUGGAGUCCUGCGCCAACGGCUGCACCACAGCUUCCUCUUGACCUACUCAAGCGCACUGGGAAUGAAUAUACAUGUGGCUAUGUAUCUGGGUCUUCAGCAAGUCCAAUAACCUGUCCAAACUCUACGCAAACCUGCGCAACAAAUACAUACUUUGGCGCCCACGGCUGCUGCGACCCCUCCACGCCUUCCUGCACCCUCGCCACACUGUGCAUCCCUUCAACUGCCCUCUCUGCCUCCUGCACCGACACGGCAUGCUCGUCCGACGCCGCCAUUGCAAAAUGCACAGCCAGCACUGCGCCCGCCUGCUACGAGUGGCAUUUUGUCUACGACCGCAUCACACUGACGCAGUAUGGCUGUGCUGAAACAGCAUUCACCCGCACCGCAUACCACACCCCCGGCAUGUCUCUGUCCAGUCGUGCCGUACAAGAAACCGUUGGCCCGAUGGCGCCAGCAACCCCGGACGCCGUAGCCACACCCACCGCCAAACCUGAUUCCAGAGGAUCGGGCCCGAGCCUAGCUGCAAUAAUCGGCGGUGUAAUCGGCGGAUGCGCCUUUGCUGCUGGUCUUAUAUUAGGCGGCGUGCUGGUCUGGCGCGGGAGUAGAGGCACCGGCGUCAGAGGCGUGCAGACGCAGUUGAAUUCGUCAGAGCUCGAUCAGUUUUCAGGAGAGUAUCGCGACCAUGGGCGCACGGCCACGGCCACGACGAGCACGUAUCAUGGUGCGCACAAGACGUGGGCGCAGGGGCCUGUAGAGGCGGAUGGGAGGGAGAGGCCUGUCGAGGCGCCUACAGAGAAGUAGGGUAGACAGGGACAAGUGAUGGUAGACAGAAUUGGGCCUAUGACUAACGGCUACGAAGAAGCGAUGUAUACUAGACUUUGGUGUUCGCCUUGCUGGGCUUGAGCAUGC
Molecule: messenger RNA, 1011 nt
Organism: Exserohilum turcica Et28A
Lineage: Eukaryota; Fungi; Ascomycota; Dothideomycetes; Pleosporales; Pleosporaceae
Exons: 2
Coding region: 1-903 (300 amino acids)
Source: RefSeq, a predicted model, not a curated record